Messenger RNA from Cannabis sativa, 2295 nucleotides. RefSeq names its product heat shock 70 kDa protein-like. The transcript has a single exon. The coding region runs from base 170 to 2152 and encodes 660 amino acids. Gene Ontology annotation, biological process: cellular response to unfolded protein; protein refolding. The record is from RefSeq and is a predicted model, not a curated record. Lineage: Eukaryota; Viridiplantae; Streptophyta; Magnoliopsida; Rosales; Cannabaceae. Gene Ontology annotation, molecular function: misfolded protein binding; heat shock protein binding; ATP binding. Gene Ontology annotation, cellular component: cytoplasm.
UAUUUACCCGCGUUCAGAACCAAAAAUCAAACGCUCAAGAUCAGAACUAUCCACUAUACUCUAUUACUUUCUCGAAUUUUCUCACUUCAAACUAUAUAUAUAAAAGAAAAUCUCUUAACUAUCAUCUUCAUAAAAAAUCUGUUAUUUUGAGCUUUUUUACUCUGUAACAAUGGCGACAAAGUCUGAUAAAGCCAUAGGAAUUGAUCUUGGCACUACAUACAGCUGCGUUGGAGUAUGGCUCAACGAUCGAGUUGAAAUAAUCGCCAACGAUCAAGGCAACCGUACGACUCCUUCCUACGUGGCCUUCACUGACACCGAGCGAUUAAUCGGCGAUGCGGCGAAGAACCAGGUGGCGAUGAAUCCUCAGAAUACGGUCUUCGAUGCUAAGCGUCUGAUUGGCCGUCGAUUCUCUGAUCCGUCGGUUCAGAGCGAUAUGAAACUCUGGCCGUUUAAGGUGAUCCCGGGACAAGGCGAUAAGCCUAUGAUAAUUGUGAACUACAAAGGAGAAGAGAAGCAAUUUUCAGCAGAGGAGAUUUCAUCCAUGGUGUUGAUUAAGAUGAGAGAAGUCUCUGAAGCUUUCCUCGGUCACUCCGUCAAAAACGCCGUCGUAACUGUACCAGCGUAUUUCAACGAUUCGCAACGGCAAGCGACGAAGGAUGCUGGAGCGAUUUCGGGAUUGAACGUGUUGAGGAUCAUCAAUGAGCCGACCGCCGCGGCUAUUGCGUACGGAUUGGAUAAGAAAGCUUCGAGAGUAGGCGAACAGAACGUUCUGAUUUUCGAUCUCGGCGGUGGAACUUUUGAUGUCUCAAUUUUAACGAUCGAGGAAGGAAUCUUCGAAGUUAAAGCUACAGCCGGAGAUACUCAUCUCGGAGGUGAAGAUUUCGAUAACAGAAUGGUUAAUCAUUUCGUUUCUGAAUUUAGGAGAAAGAAUAAGAAGGAUAUUAGCGGCAACGCGAGAUCACUGAGGCGAUUGAGAACCGCUUGCGAGAGAGCGAAGCGAACGUUGUCGUCUACAACUCAAACGACAAUUGAAAUCGAUUCUCUAUACGAAGGAAUCGAUUUCUACGCCACUAUAACCAGAGCGAGAUUCGAAGAAUUGAAUAUGGAUUUGUUUAAGAGAUGUAUGGAGCCAGUGGAAAAAUGUUUACGCGAUGCUAAAAUUGACAAGAGUCAGAUCCACGAGGUGGUUUUAGUCGGUGGAUCUACAAGAAUCCCGAAAGUUCAACAACUUUUACAAGACUUGUUCAACGGAAAAGAGCUCUGUAAAAGUAUAAACCCAGACGAAGCGGUGGCUUACGGGGCAGCGGUUCAGGCGGCGAUUUUAAGCGGAGAAGGAAACGAAAAAGUUCAAGAUCUUCUCCUACUGGAUGUGACUCCUCUAAGUCUCGGAUUAGAAACUGCCGGCGGUGUUAUGACCGUACUAAUUCCGAGAAACACAACGAUUCCGACGAAGAAGGAGCAGAUUUUCUCAACUUAUUCGGAUAAUCAGCCUGGUGUUUUGAUCCAAGUUUACGAAGGAGAACGAGCAAGAACCAGAGACAACAACCUGCUCGGAAAAUUCGAACUGACCGGAAUCCCUCCGGCGCCGAGAGGUGUGCCUCAAGUUAACGUUGUUUUCGAUAUAGACGCUAACGGAAUCCUUAACGUUUCGGCUGAAGAUAAGACGGCGGGAGUGAAGAACAAGAUAACGAUCACUAACGAUAAGGGGAGAUUGAGCAAAGAAGAUAUUGAAAAGAUGGUUAAAGAUGCAGAGAGGUAUAAGGCUGAGGAUGAAGAGGUGAAGAGGAAGGUUGAAGCUAAGAAUGGGUUGGAGAAUUACGCUUAUAAUAUGAGGAACACUGUUAGGGAUGAGAAGUUUGGUGAGAAAUUGGAUAAGAGUGAUAAGGAGAAGAUUGAGAAAGCUGUGGAGGAAGCUAUUCGGUGGUUGGAAGGGAAUCAGUUGGCGGAGGUUGAUGAGCUUGAGGAUAAGCUUAAGGAAUUGGAAGGUGUUUGUAAUCCUAUUAUCUCUAAGAUGUAUCAGAGUGGUGCCGGCGCCGGAGCCGGAGGUGGUGAUGUUCCGAUGGGUGAUGAGUUUGGUGGUGGAAGCAAUGGUGGUGGUGGUGGUUCUGGUUCGGGUGGUGGGACUGGUCCUAAGAUCGAAGAGGUUGACUAAGGUUGGUUUGUUGUCGUUUUGGGGUUGGAGGUGAUAAGUUGUUUGUCGUUUUGGAUAGUUUUUUAGUUUUAGUAUAUGUAACGCAUGUUUACAGUUUAUGAAAAUAAAUAAAUAAAAUGAGUCUCUUAAGUAAGUUUCUUUAA